Molecule: messenger RNA, 2895 nt
Organism: Hyaloperonospora brassicae
Lineage: Eukaryota; Oomycota; Peronosporomycetes; Peronosporales; Peronosporaceae
Source: the annotation of a GenBank genome assembly
AUGGAUGAGCAGCUGGACGUCCAAUCGUGUUGCUCUGCGUCUUCGGCCCCGUCGUCAGAGUACAGCGGAUUAUGUGUCGAAGCGUCUACAGUCGAGUCGACGCGGUGGAUGCAAAGUCUAGAGAAGUGCAUUCGUGCCAUCGUGAGCGUCCGGCUCCUCAGUGUGCGCGCUUUCGACGGCAAUGGCGCGAGCUUUAGCGUGGCCACGGGUUUCGUAGUGGACGUAAAGAGGGGGUUGAUCCUCACGAAUCGGCACGUGGUGACACCAGGUCCUGUAGUUGCUGACGCCAUCUUUCUCAACAAGGAGGAAGUGGAUCUUGUGCCAGUGUACCGAGACCCUGUGCAUGACUUCGGAUUCUUUCGCUUCGACCCUAGUAAGGUCAAGUUCCUGCAGCUUCACGAGAUCCCGCUAAGGCCUGACGCAGCCAGAGUCGGUGCCGAGAUUCGCGUGGUGGGCAAUGACGCGGGGGAAAAACUCUCCAUCUUGCCAGGAAUCUUGGCCAAGUUGGAUCGCGACGCACCGUCUUACGGCUCGGCCACGUACAACGACUUCAAUACUUUCUACUUUGCAGCGGCAAGCAGUACGAGCGGAGGUUCGAGCGGCUCUCCCGUACUAAACAUUGACGGAUGUGCCAUCGCGCUGAAUGCCGGAGGAGCCAAAAAGGCAGCAUCGUCAUUUUACCUGCCGCUGAACCGCGUUGUGCGCGCGCUUGAGCUAAUCCAACAAGGCAAGGAAGUGUCGCGCGGUACGAUUCAGACGAUUUUUCGAUACACGGCGUUCGACGAAGUGCGGCGACUUGGGCUGUCGGGAGAAACAGAAGCUUUGGUGCGCCAGCAGUGCCCGCAAGAGACAGGCAUGCUAGUGGUGGACCAGGUCAUUCAAGGAGGGCCGGCGCAUGAGCAGCUGUGUACCGGAGACGUGCUCAUAAAGUUUGCCGGCAAGUAUGGAGCGACCUUUAUAACUAUAGAGGAGUUUUUGGAUACAAAUGUUGCUGGGACCGUGGAAGUUCAGGUUCAGCGUGGGGGCGUGCAGUACACAGUCACGCUGAACGUUCAGAGCCUACAUACAAUCACGCCUGACAAGUACUUUGAAAUUGGAGGUGGUAUCGUGCACGCGUUGUCCUACCACCAAGCUCGUAACGCCUCACUACCGGUGGGUGGUGUAUACCUAGCGCAAGCAGGCCACAUGUUCAUGAAAGCGCACUUAGCCCAACCUUGUAUUAUUACGUCCGUAGCGGGACAGCCUACACUAACAUUGGAUGACUUCGUGCGCGUCAUGGCAUCACUACCUAAUGGAUUUCGCACGGUGUUGCGCUACUUUAUGAUCCGCGAUCGCCACCGUAUCCGUACAGCCUUCAUUAUGAUGGACCGGUUAUGGUUUCCAAUGCAGCUAUGUACGCGGAACGAUCAGGACGGGUUGUGGCACGCGGAGUCACACGUCGGGCACACGUCGAACGAUGAUAAAGCGCUAGCGCAUCUCGCUACAACUGGGAACCCGACCUUUGUUCCCGCGCCAUUGAGCUUUCCAGGCGGAAGUGCACUGGGCAAGAAGACGCUGCGGUCGCUGGUUAUGGUAUCUUUUGACAUUCCUUACAUGAUUGACGGUAUUUCGAGCUCGAGCUACCAUGGCAUGGGAGUUGUAGUGGACGCAGAGAAAGGUUUCGUGCUCGUGGAUCAAAACACUGUCCCCAUCGCGUUAGGUGAUGUGUUGAUCACAAUAGCUGCUACCUUUGAAGUCCCUGCCAAAGUGGUUUUUGUGCACCCAGUUCACAACUUCUCAAUCGUACAGUACGAUCCCAAAUCAUUAGGCGCUGCAGCGAGUCAUAUCGAAAGCGUCGUAUUGGCUGAGAAAGUGCUCGAAGUUGGCGAGACCGCCGACUACGUCGGAUUGAGUGGUAAUUGGACCGUUGUCACGAUGAAGUCUGUUGCUACCAAGCUGGAUCGUCUUGUGCUGCGCGACUUUCAGCCACCUAGAUACAAAGCAUGCAAUGUCGAAGUGCUGCACUUUGAUCGCAUCACAAAGUCAGUGGGGGGUGUUUUUAUUGAUGCUGCAGGCGCUGUAAAUGCAUUAUGGCUUUCUUUUAGCUACCAGGAUAAUGCUGGUCGCAAAGAAGCUUUUCGUGGAUUACCGGUCAGUACUGUCCGACCGAUUAUCGACAAACUUCGGGCGUCUCAAAUCCCAUCAUCGCUGAACAUAUUGCCGGCACAACUACUGACAUACCCUUUAUCCAAAGCACGCUCUGGCCUCGGACUUUCGGAUGCAUGGAUUCAAAAGCUCGAGUCGUGCUACGAAAAUAAGCGCCAGGUUCUUGGAAUAAAGCGAUGUGCUGCCGGCACGGACUGCGCAAAAAAGUUUAAAAGCGGUGACUUGCUUUUAGCGAUUAACGGGCGAGUGGUAGUACGGGACGUAGAUGUAGAGGCUGCAGUGUGUGGUAACACAACCGUGAAUGUGUUGGUCGUGCGCGAUCGGAAAGAACUGGAGUUGAGUGUAAGCACGUCUCAGCUGUCAGCUUUGGGCACUGGCCGUGUGAUUGUCUGGUGUGGCCUUGUCAUCCAGAGCCCUCAUUAUGCAGUCGCAAGCUUGGGCUACAUUCCUGAAGAAGGCGGCGGCGUAUACUGCUCACGAUGGUGCUACGGAUCUCCAGCGCACAAGUUCGGCUUGCGGGCAACCAUGUGGCUUGUGGAAGUUAACGGGCAGCCAACACGCACGUUAGAUGACUUUUUGCUUGUCGUGGAACGCAUAGGCAAUUGUGAGUCCGUGCGACUGAAAACCAUUUCGAUCAACAGUAAGCCAAAGGUGUUCACGCUGAAGACAGACUUUCACUACUGGCCUACAACCGAGUUGCGUCGAGAGGGAUAUGACUGGAAAUAUGUGGAGCGUCACGUGUUCGCAUAG